GCCAUGGUUCAGCUCCGGCACCCUUGCGUCCUCGCGAGAAAAAUUUCACAAACUUUCUCCUUUUUUCUCGAGUUAAAAGCCCUCAGAGCCAGCAGUCACGCAGCCAUGGAUCCCGUCGAGAGUGCAAAGAAGGCCGCCGCGUUUAAAGCCGUUGACACACACAUUAAGUUGGACGUGGCAAUUGAUGGUGCUGACGAAGCCGAUUCUGACUUGACGCUGAUUAAAGGGGGUGGAGGAUGCCAGCUGCAGGAGAAGAUUGUGGCAGCUGCGGCAAAACUCUUUGUGGUGAUCGCAGACUACAGGAAAGAUUCAUCAUUACUAGGAGAGCAGUGGAGCAAAGGGGUCCCCAUUGAAGUGGUCCCCAUGGCAUACCGACCCAUUCAGUUGAAGAUCGAGUCGAUGUUGGGGGGGAAGGCUCUCCUUCGGCAGGCAAAGUCCAAAGCUGGUCCAGUGGUGACGGAUAAUGGUAACUUCAUUCUGGAUUGGGUAUUUGAUGGGAAACACAACUGGAGUGAAGUUAAUCAACAGAUCAUGAUGAUACCAGGUGUUGUCGAAACUGGCUUAUUUGUGAACAUGGCCAAAAUUGCAUACUUUGGAAUGCAGGAUGGUUCUGUUAAGGAGCGCGCUGUUUAGAUGACUCAGGAUGUUGCUAAAACUGUGGAGAGAUGGUAUAGAAGUUGCAAACAUUCCACUUAACUUUAUUUAUAAUGAUGGGGCUUAUUUGACAAUUGCUGGAUCAGAUUGUGCUUUUUUUUCUUCCCCUUUCGUAAAUGCAAAAAAAGAAAACAAUGUGUCCACAGGGACACAUAGGAAAUAAAGGUAAUCCAUGACAGUAUAAAGGCCUUAUCACAUUUUCAGUCAAUUUUACAUUUUUUGUAUGAAUUUGAGGCUUUUUGAAAGAAUCAUUUGCAAACAACACCUCCCAGAUGGAGAUGGUAGCGACCAUAUCUGUCUUAAUCUUGUGCUGUGGAGGAUCUAUACAACCAGUAUGUAUUUUAUUGAUGAAUUAGAAUAAGUUAAUGUGAACAUCAGUUAAUAUUCUAAAAUAAUUCUGUAUGUUAUUAUACAUAAUUAUGGUUCUUUAAAAUAAAGUGUGUGAGAAUGCUAGUGUGAUUCCCAGACCCUUUUUCAGAUGGUGCCAUGUUUGUUUACAUGGAUGUAAUGUUUGCUGCCAUGGUAAUGUGAUAGGGUCAGUCUAUUUGCAUACAGAAAGUUCAUAAGGAAAUGCAAAAGUUGACAGAGAAAGUGCUAGUGUGAUAGGGCCCUAAGAAAUAUUCAAGCUCUUUUUUUUCCAUGCUAAUGUAAACAUUGUUAAUGCUGAAUAUGGAAGAGUGUAUAGAAAUCUCAUUGUUUUGUGUAAAGAGUUUCAAUAGAGAAAAAAACAGCUUUAUUAGAUGCAUAUUUUUUUGUAUAGAAAUUACUUAUUGUUAUAGCUGUAUCCAUACAAGUAUAAAACUGAUGUCUAUUUAUCAUGAUACAAAUUAGAAUCUGAACACCUCUUUUCUUUGUACAUGAGUAGUAGAUGGAAUGUUUUAUGUCAUAAAUCUUUGUAAAAAAAUAUAUAUGUGUAUAUGUUAUUUAUGACUAAUUCCUGCAAAGUAUGUUAUUUGGAAUAUGGAGCUGUAUCUUUGAAGUUUGUUUUUGUACCACAGAAUAAAUAUAAAGUUUUGA
Molecule: messenger RNA, 1671 nt
Organism: Penaeus indicus
Lineage: Eukaryota; Metazoa; Arthropoda; Malacostraca; Decapoda; Penaeidae
Gene: Rpi
Product: ribose-5-phosphate isomerase-like
Exons: 5
Coding region: 4-633 (209 amino acids)
Biological process (GO): pentose-phosphate shunt, non-oxidative branch; D-ribose metabolic process
Cellular component (GO): intracellular membrane-bounded organelle
Molecular function (GO): ribose-5-phosphate isomerase activity
Source: RefSeq, a predicted model, not a curated record